Messenger RNA from Tribolium madens (black flour beetle), 3126 nucleotides. RefSeq lists its product as uncharacterized. The coding region runs from base 2652 to 3014 and encodes 120 amino acids. NCBI's taxonomy places the organism in Eukaryota, Metazoa, Arthropoda, Insecta, Coleoptera, Tenebrionidae. The transcript is spliced from 5 exons. The record is from RefSeq and is a predicted model, not a curated record.
GCUAAAUUUUUGCUUGUAAUAAAUUAAAAGCCUACCACGAAAAUUUCUGAAUACGGCUCUUUUGAAAAUGUUCAGGGUAGUACCAUCAGCAGUGAAAAAUUAUUACGGCCGACCGCAAAGCUGCUUACGUCAAUCUCAAAUAUUCCUGGUUACGACUAGCGAGAAGCUGUUGAGGGGUGUAAGAACGACUUGAGGAAUUUUUCAGGGCUUCAUUCAAGUUGCUUGUAGAGUCAAGACGCAUCCGUAAAAAUUUUCAAUUUUGAUAGUGAAAGUGUCCAAAACAUAAAAAACAUUAGUUUAAGAUUUACUAAUUUCUCUUAGGGGAAAUUUGGGUAAUAAAGCACAUGCGGAUAAAAUUGCACGCUAUUCUUAUUUGAACUACGCGCAAUUUCAAACAUCUUCCAAAAAAAUUUCACAACCUAGCCUCUCUGAAAGCAUUCCGAUUGACUAUGGGGAGGCUCACCCGCUGAGGAUAUCUGCUCUUCAACUUCGACUUGAGAAAACUCCUACUCCGCCACUUGAACACAAUAUCCAAGAAGAGGCAGACGCGGAGAAGAACAAAACGUACGAGGACAACAGAAAAUACAUUUCACUGGAAGUGAUUAAUGCACUGCCAAGAGCACAGGCAACAAAAAAUAAAAGAAAACGCAGAAGUCAGGGACCACUGGUUUUAAAUUCAACUCCAAACAUGGAAGAGCUCCUUUGAGCAGAAGAAAAAAAAAUUUGGAAGACCGCAGAUCUAUUAGGAAACGAAAAGCAACGAAAAACCUUAAGAAGAUUCUUCUUGAGCCUGACACCGAAGACGAGGAUCCGUUUGCAAAUGAGGAUAAUGAUGAUGAAGCAUCUUGUUUGUAUUGCAACAAAUUUUUGGUCUAAGCCAAAGGAAACCUGGGUUUGUUGUCAAAUCUGCCAAAUGUGGUGCCACACGGAUUAUGCUGGAGUUCCCUCCAAAAUCAAGAUUUUUAUAUGUGAACUUUGUGUAUAAAUAUAAGGUGUAUGCCAUAUUAUCCAAUCUAUUGAAUAAAAUGGCCUACCUUCACCUGUAAUAUAAAACUACACUUUAAACCUUUCCUUUUGAAAAUCUACCUAAUAUUGUUGUUUCUAUUCAUAGAUUAAUAAACAUGGUAGGCUCUGUAUUUUUUUCAAUUUGGAACCUGCGUAUUUAAGAAAGUGUGCCAUUUUACCCAAAUUUCCCCUACGUAAUUUUAAUAUUCAGCUAUAUUUUGAGAUUGUUUCUUUACAAAUCUGCAUUAUCACUUUAAUAUAAAAUUAAUAUACAAAUUCCCAAAUUUUUGCCUGUAAUAAAUUAAAAGCCUACCACGAAAAUUCCUGAAUACGGCUCUUUUGUAAAUCUUCAGUGUAGCACCACCAGCAGUGAAAAAUUAUUACGGCCGACCGCAAGGCUGCUUAACCCUCAAUAAAGCUUUGCAUACGUCAAUCCCAAAUAUUCUUGGUUACGACUAUACAAUGGCCAGUACUUACUUCGGGGUAGCACACGUGCGAAAUGUUGAAAGGUUUUCUCGUAAAGAAAAAAAGAAUGUUGCAGUGAGUCGUCCAGACGUAGUUGCACAAUACAACAAAAAUAUGGGUGGAACAGACUUGAUGGAUGGAAACAUUUCAUAUUACCCCAUCGGAAUAAGGUCCAAAAAAUGGUAUUGGUCUAUCUUUUUACGUAUAUGGUCGACGCAGCGAUCCAAAAUGCGUGGACGUUAUACUAUAGAAAGAGUGGCCGCAACAUAAGCCAGGUAGAAUUUAGAAGAAACAUAGUUCAGGCAUAGAGGAAAUAUAAUAUUUCAUCUAUGGUUCAGGCAUAGACAUAUUUGACCAACUUUAAAAACCCUCCAAAAGCUCCUGGACGAGUUCUUGUAGCAGCAGGAAGCGAUUUUCGCGUUAGCGGUGACGUUAGAUUUGACGGUCUAAAACACUUUGUGGCACCCAUCCCGGGAAAAAAAAAAAGAAGAUGCGCUGGCCAAAGCUGCACAAGUAGAGGCAGAACAAUGUGCUGUAAAUGUAAUGUAGGACUUUGUGUAGAAUGCUUUCGUAACUUUCACACAAAGUAGAAGUGUAUUUAUAAUUUUUUAAGUAGCUAUAGUACAGGCGCCUAGUGGUCCCAUAUGGGAACAGCCCCUUUGCGUAUAUACUUCUUAAUAAAAAAAAUUAUAUUGCUUUUUUUAUGGUUGUCCUACAUUUAAGAAUUUUAUAUUUUACCUUUUAUUGUAAUAUUUCGUUUUUAAGUUUUACCUUUUUUUUCUUUCUUUUUCAUUCAUGAUUAAAAUUUUAGGCUCUGCAAAAAUUUUUUUUUUAGGUGGAAGGUGUUGUGUAGUAAAGCCCACUUUCGCAGAGCAGGUAGUUAGGGAUAAGGGAUGACUACCCAAGAAACAGUCAGUUGGAAAAUGUACAGUGAACCGAAAGUAUAAAAUAGUUGGGCUGACGCUGGUGUUUCAUUUUCACACAAUCAUUUCAAUUUAAGGAGUAGGGUUUGACAUCAAAUCCCAAAAUAACUCCAUAACAGCUGUAAAAUUUUUAUCAGUAAAGAUAGGACACGAGUUUUUUAUUUUUUAUUAUACAAAUCCAGCAUCUUUAUCUUUUAAUUUAUUCAUUAGUUUUAUUCAGUGAAUUACUAAGUGAUCUUAAAAACCAAUUAAAACAAAAUGAGUUCUUCAAGAAACAUUAACAUUCUCUCGACAAACCUGAUUAAGCCUGCUGAUCCGGUUGAAGUGCAUGAUGAAACAAGCCUGACGAGUUCUAUCACCAUAGAUCCGCAAUUAAUAAGUGACAUUGCUUUUAACGACAUCGACAUUAAGAUGCAUUUGGAAGAGGACUCGUCUGAUGCCUUUACCACCCAACCACCAUCGAAAAAGGGUAAAGGUCGAGGAAAAGGAAAAGGAAAAGGAAAGCAGUUAUACGAAAGGUCCUCUUCGAGGAAAAGGAAAAGGAAAGCAGUUAUACGAAAGGUCCUCUUCGACGUGCCGUGCCGUGUCGCCAUCUCCCUCAUCAACGUUUUCACUGAUUGAUGAGGAUGAGACGAUGGAGAUGGAUACGGAGGUAGACAGAAUGGCAACGGAUUUUAAAAACCAAAUCUGUAAUAAAUUCAAAAAUGUUGUGAAACAAAAUUUAUUAAUUGAA